Molecule: messenger RNA, 432 nt
Organism: Tricharina praecox
Lineage: Eukaryota; Fungi; Ascomycota; Pezizomycetes; Pezizales; Pyronemataceae
Exons: 1
Coding region: 1-432 (143 amino acids)
Source: RefSeq, a predicted model, not a curated record
AUGCAAUCCCUCCACACACUCCUCCUCCUCAUCUCCGCCGUAGCACUCACCCUCGGCGCACCCUCAGCCCGACCUCGAGGCACGAUCCUCCCGAACGAGUGCACGUCGGGCUGCGCCGCCGCGGUCUCCUGCCUGGCCUCAUUCCCCGAAUCCUGCCUCUGCUGGAACGCGGCGAUCGCACGGUGCGCAAAGCAGUGCAAGCAGAAGCCGGCGCCGACGCCGGAGAACUGCAGAGUCAAGCCUGCGCCUCCGCCCACAACACCACCGAAAGAUUGUUUUGCAGAGUGUCAGGGCGGACAGGCGUGUGUUCUCAUCUGGCCACAGAGCUGCUAUUGCCAGAAUGGGAUUAAUCAGAGGUGUGCGGAGAUGUGUGGUGUUAAGGGCCCGCCUGCGCAGGAGUGUCCGCCCCUGGAGGAGCCAGCGGUAGUGUAG